AUGCUUCACCAAAAAGCAAGGAACAAAUGGAUUUUGGAGGGAGCUAGUAACUCUAGUUUUCUGCAUAAUAGCAUUCGCAUUCGUAGAGGUAAUAACACUAUUUUCGAGCUUGUGGAUGAUGCUGGUAAUACUAUCACAGAUGGGGAUCAAUUGUGCCAACAUGUUGUUUCUUAUUAUGAGAACAAGUUUAAUGGUGUGGAAAUGCCAGUUGAAGAUCAGAUUUUUGAUUACGAUCAUUUGUCUAUUACUUUGGAGGAACAACAACAUAUGGACAAGGUGCUCCGCAGGUAUGGUUUCUCUGAGGAUUGGUGUACAUGGAUCCAUUCUAUCUUACAAUCUGCUCGUAUUUCUGUUCUUUUAAAUUUCCAUCCGGAAGGGUUCUUCAAAAUUAAUAGAGGUUUACGUCAAGGUGAUACCCUUUCUUCCUUGAUUUUUGUUUUGAUUGAAGAUGUCCUUAGCAGGAACAUUUCUAAGCUUUUUAAGGAGAAGAAAAUGUCACCAAUGGUUACGAGAAAUGAGCAGUAUCAUCAUGUUUCUGGGGAAACUGUUUGCAGGAAAAAAAGUAAAAUUUAUUAUGAUGGGGGGUAUUUGAGUAGACGGAGAACUAUUGUUGAUUUUCUUGGUAUGAGUCUUGCUUCUUUUCCUGAUCGUUAUUUGGGAGUGAAAAUCAUGGCAGGGGCGGAUAGAGUGGUGCUUGUUAAAACUGUCAUUGCUAUUUAUUCCAUUCAUAAUAUGGCGGUUUAUAAAUGGCCUCUAAAGUUCAUUCAACAAUGCGAAAGGGUGAUUCGGAAUUUUAUUUGGUAUGGGGAUUCCGGAAAAUCCAGGGAUUUUGUUGUUGGUUUUGAUAAAGUUUGUUCUCCUCUUUCUGAAGGGGGACUUGGUCUUACCAGAUUGAGUGUCAUGAAUAAGGCUUUGGUUGCUAAACUCUGGUGGAAUAUCAAAAGAUCACAUAAGAAAUGGGCUCGGUUCUUAGAAGCUAAAUACACUUGUAGGGACGGUAGAGUGAAGGAUUAUGGGAUAAAAUCUACUAUUCUGCCUGGUGUUCGUUGGGUUGAUAGAAUGGUUGCUCAAAAUACUAAAUCUUUGAUUAGUGAUGGGAGAUCCACGUCUCUUUAUUUUGAUAUCUGGUCUGCGGAGGAGUCCUUAGACCAUAUCCUUUGGUCGUGUACUUUUGCUCAGAGUGCCAGGACGUGGAUAGCUGAAAUUUUUGGUUUACGGACUCACCAAGAUUUCAUAAUUGCUUACAAGUCUGCCGAAGGAAAAAGUCCAAUUGUUAAAGACUUGCAGUUGAUUUCUGUGCUUGUUACUCGGUCUGAACUUUGGAAUAUUAGAAACAAAAUUGUUUUUGAAAAGAAGAUGAUCAGCUGGAGUUUCUUUAGGAAGCGCAUUUUCACUCUUAUUCAUGAUUAUUCUUCGAGAUUAAAGAGUUUCAUGUUCAAUUUUGUUGAGGAGUUGCAGAUUCUGAAUUUUUUUAAGGUACAUCAUAGACAAGUCAAUCAUAUAGUUCCGGUGGAAGUUUUCUGGGUGCCUCCGGAAAGGGGAGAGAUUAUGUUAUGUUGUGAUGGAGAAACUCGUGGUAAUGGAGCCAGUAUAGCUGGAGCAGGUGUUGUAGUCCGUGAUGAAGAGUGUAACGUUCUUGGAGCAAUGAGCAUUGGCCUGGGCAUUAUAAAGAGUUUUCUUGCGGAAAUAUAUGGAACUAUUGUUGGAUUGGAAUGGGAUAUCAAGUGGGGAAUUAGACGUGUGCUGAUUUGGUCGGAUUCUGCUAGUGUUAUUUAUGCUUUGGAAAAUAUGGCUCUGCCUUGGUUUGUUAUUCAACGUUGGGAAGAUGUUCGACAAUUAUAUGACUCAAUCCGUUUUAAACAUACAUAUCGUGAAACCAAUUUUGUUGCGGAUAUUAUGGCAAAAAGAGGAUGUCAACUAGGUGAAGGGGAAGGGAUAAACUAUGAUGGAAGACCUGGUUUUCUUAAUUCCAUAGAAUAUCCUCAUGUUUCCUAUUUUAGAAUUAAAUAG
Molecule: messenger RNA, 2010 nt
Organism: Papaver somniferum (opium poppy)
Lineage: Eukaryota; Viridiplantae; Streptophyta; Magnoliopsida; Ranunculales; Papaveraceae
Exons: 5
Coding region: 1-2010 (669 amino acids)
Molecular function (GO): nucleic acid binding; RNA-DNA hybrid ribonuclease activity
Source: RefSeq, a predicted model, not a curated record